AGAGGCAAAUUUGGUGUGUGCGCUUCUGUGCCGACCGUAUGAUAUUUCAAAGUAUUUGUGUAGGUACUCUAGUUUUGAUGGGAACAUCCGCAAGCAUUGCUGAUCCUUAUCUAUUCUAUGAACAAUAAUUCUCAAUUGCCAUUUGUUUUAAGGGUAGUCAUUUAUGUUACUGGUCUGCUUGGGUGACUUGCAUAUUCUGAACAAGCUUGUAUUAUCUUUUUAUCUAACAAUAUUCAUCCAAUACAGUUAAAAGGUUUGGCAUAUUUGAAAAAAUAGCCUUUGUUCGAUAUACAUAAGGAUUCAAUAUUUUUGAUAAUGGAUAAAGAAAAUACCAACGCCUUUAAAACCUCUCCUCAAAUGGAUUGCUUAGAAAAAUUAGCAGUUUCUCUUCCGUCGGCUGCUUUCAGCUUAGUUCCGUGUAGUGAAAAUAGGGACUUCGACACACGUUUCUUAAAUAAGUUUCAGUCAGGAAGGAAGGGAUGUGGUAUGAAUAAGUCGUCACGUACUCUUUCAGAACCCACUUUACCAACAUCUAAAUCAUUGAAAAGUAUGACAACAUCCAAUUUCGUUUCUCCUACGUUUGCAAGGUAUAUGCCUUACUUCUUGUCAUCUCUCAGCGAUCAUUCAAGCUCUUCGACAACGAUGUCUUCUAUCUCUGUGUCAAAUUUAAGUGAUGCAUCCAGUAGCGUGCGACUUCCAUUGUCUCCAAGUCAACUGUCCUUACCAGAACCUCCAGAUGGAGGUUGGGGCUGGGUUGUUGUAAUCGCCACAUUUUUCGUUCAUAUGAUAACCGACGGGGUAAUAGUAUCGUUUGGCGUUUUUAUUGAAUCUCUCGUUGAGGAAUUCCAAGACUCAAUGAGUGCUACUUCGUGGAUUGGAUCAUUUUCGUAUGGUAUUCCUGCGCUCGCUGCCCCUUUGUCUUCGUUGCUGCUUAAUCGCUUUGGAUGUCGAGUAACGUGCAUGGUUGGUGGUCUGAUAAGCGGUCUAGGAUGUUUUGCUGGCGCUUUCACUAAUUCUAUUAUAUCAAUGGUCUUUUCGUUCGGUAUCUUAUCUGGUCUGGGUGCGAGCUUGUGCAUCACAUCAGCUCUUGUUGUUGUCUCGAUGUAUUUUGAUAACAGACGAGCUACUGCCACUGGUUUGUCUAUAGCAGGUACAGGUGUUGGUGCUCUUGUAUUUGCUCCAAUGGUAGAUAUGCUACUGAAUAUUUAUACGUGGCGAGGGGCUAUGAUGAUACUGUCUGGAUUUUUCCUAAAUAUGAUAGUAUGUGGUGCUCUGAUGCGUCCUGUUGAAACUGACGUCGAAAAACGACAUAGACAACGUCUCGCUUGGUUGGAACACCUAGCUCGCGAGUCGGGUUUACCACCUUUCGAAAGUGCAGACUACUUGGAUAAGGAUGUGCUUGGUCGUAUAAAGUUGCUACGUGACCAUAUGUUAGCCCCUCGUAGAGUUACAAUGAGCUAUUUACACUCAACAAAUGAAAUUAAUGACAAGUUGAUUUCAGAUGUGCGUGUAUGUCCUUCAUCUAAUAGAAAUUGUUUCAAAGUUCUGGAAAACAAGACAAAUUUAUCUAAAGAUUUCACUCAAAUCUCUCCGAUCCACUCCAAAUCACAACCAAUAUAUAAGAAAGCACAACAAACUCAAGAUCAGGAUGUAUGGAAAGACGGUGCAUCUACAUUUAAACCUCGAAAUAAUGUGUCAGGGAACAAGAAAGUGUGCAGCUUCAUACUCCAAUCUCCGGAAGUUCGGUCCGAUAUCGUUUCGUUCCCACGUUUACUUCCUAUUAAAAAUUUUGAUUGUGAUACACAAGAUAAAAACUGUGAGGUAAAUAAUAGAUGUGAAGUUUACAAUACCAACGGAAGUCCUAAAUCGUUCACGAACUCUAUUCAUUGUAACCAUGAAGACACUGUUUGUCCUAAGAAAGAUGAAGCAUGCAUCUUAAAUAAUCUCUGUCAAGACAAUCAGACGUAUAUGCUCAACGAUUGCUGUGAAACCACUUCCCUCAAGUUUACACAUAAUACCUCACAGAGUUAUAAUCAGAAUAACAUUCCUCGAGGUUCUUCAUCUAGUUUGCUUGAGUGUUAUCGCUCCACACAUCAGAGUUCAGUGAGUCUGCCGGAUCUUCAUCAUCUCAGAAGGGUGUACAAAACAGACAAUUCUAGUGAAUCUGAUGUGUCAUCUCAGUGUUCACUGGGGUAUAAAUGUAGUUGUCUGGCGAGUAGAAAAUCAGAAUUAAAGUCGGUGGAUGAAGGUGAAAAAUGUCAGGAUAAGGAAAUAUAUUGUAAUUGCUGUACAGAAAUGUGUGCCGACAAACAUGAUAUUUUUCACCGUCUGUUCGAUCUGCGACUGUUUAGAAGACCUACCUUUGUUUUGUUUAUGGUUUCAAAUUUCUUACUCUACUUCUGGUACAAUGUUACAUAUUUUUUUAUGGGUGUGCGUGCUAUCAAUUAUGGUCUUAGUGAGACACUUGCAGCCCUUUUGUUUUCUGUUCUUGGUGGUGCUAACAUGGUUGGCGAGGUUUUGGCUGGAUUCUUGGCUGAUCGUGAUGGCGUCGAUUCUCUGACUCUAUAUUUCUUCAUGAUUCUUGCAUGUGGUGUAUCAACGUGCUUGAUGCCGUUACUUACUACAUUUAUGUCUAUGGCAGUUUAUUCUAGCGUGUUUGGUAUGGGACUGGCCGCUAAUGAUGCUCUGUGCACUGUUUUGUUGGUAGAAUUUGUUGGGCUACAUCGUCUUACAAAUGGUCUUGGAAUUUGUUUUUUUUGUCAGGGUGUGGCCAAUAUUUUGGGACCGCCUCUUAUUGUGGCUUCCUGGAUUCAAUGCCUCAAUGGACAACGCGUUGACCCUUGAAGCGAAAUGUAUUGGGUACGAAUCUGUGUGAGCGUUAACACUGGAAUUUAGUUACAUCCAGCUGACGAGCCAAAAACAGGAUGAAACUCGCAUCUUGCAUUCCACUUCUAGUUAGCUACAGUUCAACUCUACUGAAAUGUUAAUUUACAUGCUGUUACUUCUCUUGUGUUUUAAAAGUUGAUAGAAGUUUCGUGUAAGUUCGAUUAUUAUUUUUUUAUUUGUAAAUGUUAAACCUUGUUGUAAACACUUGUGUACCAUUCUUCAGUAAGUUGGUUUAUUUGUGAACUUUAAUGAGUUUGACUAUUACAUUUUUUUUAAUGCAUCGUUGAAGACAGUGGAUCGGACUUAAUUACUAAUAAUAUAAAAAGCGUAGAAUAACGUCAUUUACGUAGACUUCUCAUUAAUCGUUUUCAUGUAUCGUACUUAAUUGUGUAAUGGUAGUAGGUGCUUAACGGUGUUUCAAAUGUCUUUAUAUCAUCCCCAAUUCAUUCGACUCAAGGGUUUUUUGUUUAGGAAAAUCUUCAUAUGAUAUUAUAAACAUAGUAGAUAAAAGUAUUUUAAAUCUGUCACAUAACUAUUACUUUAGGGACUGUGUGAACUGUUGUCUUGAAUAUCUACAGUCUUAUUUAUUACCACCAGAAAUGCUUUACGUAUGUUAUUGCCAAUUUAACUUCACAAACGUGUACUAUGAGUAACAUAUGUCCAGAUAGUCUCGUUGGCUAACUGCUUAUUUACAAUAAUUUCUCAACUUUGAAUUUUAGGACAGUUUUGGUGAUUCAUUCACACUGACCACCCUACAAACGUCCAAAAAUUAUUUUUCAGUUUAAGUUAACAAACGCCAAAUUAAAAAUUGUCAUGACUUAUGCUUAGUAAAUACUGUAUAUGCCUUUUUGUUAGUUUGUAAAGCGUUGAAUUAUCUCCCCUUAGUCAUAGAAUUGUGUUUUUACACUGAUCUAAUAAGACGUUUGCCGAUUUAUCGUGUUCUAUUAUUUUCCACUGUUUAAUGGUUUUUGAUUGCUUAUUUGCGUGGUGUUCACUUCUUUAUAUAACACCUUUCUAACCAAUUCUUGUUUUUAAUUUGAAUUGACAGUUUUCCACUUGUGCCAAUAAUCUCUCUCUUCAUUAAUUACCUAAACCUGUAGGAUAAAUCCUAAUUGUACAACCUGGAAUUAGUUAACUUUAUAGAAAGCUUUUAUCACUCAGUGUGUUUGUUUUUUUAAAAGCUUGAACUAAUCAAAAUGAAAACGUUGCUUCCAAUUUCUAUUUUGCUUAUGAAUAUAUGUUAAAAAAUUGUGCAAAAUUAAAUAGUACUGGUUUUUUAUUUCGGCCUUUUUGUUUUUCAAACUCCGAAAGUCUUCUAACUGAUUUUAUGACUACUCGCUUAGCGAAGUACACAAAUUCUUAACUAAGUUUAUUAUACUGUGGUAAAAAAGAACGUUAUUUUUAUGUGUGGUUAAGAACUUAUCCAAACAUUUGGCCCAACUAUGCUUGUUUAGUUCUGCGCGAUCAAGUAGUAUUGAGUUUUUGAAUGUUAGUGCAAAAUGAUUGAAUUGUGACUUGUUUCCUUUCAUUUCCUAUUUGUCUUUCCCUGUACUAUCAGGUUAUAUAAUUGAUCUAACUCAAUCACAUGAUCCAGCCUUCAUUAUUUCUGGUUUGGGUAUGGUUUUGGCAGCAUUUUCAGUUGUUCCUAUUAUUAUACAGCAUUUUCGAAGAAGGCGUGCGCGUCGAUUACGUCGUUUACAACAAAAUUGUUCUGAAAUUGUAUUAGAAGCUCAAACGUAACAACGAUACUACUACUACUAACAAUAAUAAUGGUUUUUCUAUGAUUUAUCACAAUGACCACUACCUUAAAAGUAGAUGAUGUAAUAUUUUCUUGCUCAGAUUUUAUUGGUAGUUUUUUUCGACUAAUUCGUUAUAUUUUGUUUCCUCUCUUUUCUUCUUGCAUUGUAUCUUACAUGUGUCGAAUGUUUACUUCAGACUUGGUUCUAUCUUUUUCUUCGAGAUUACUUUUGAAGUCGACUGCUAUUAUUAUUAUUAUUAAUAUUAUUUAUCGAAACAAACAUUGGUUUUACUUAUCAGUGCAGUCUAUAAUGGCUGGUUUAAUUUUUAUUCGUUAAAAUUUAUAUAGAUAUUUAUUAAUUAGCUAUCUGUUUAUUCAUUUUGUUUUAAUCCGACAGUUUUAAACGUUGUACACCAAUUCAAAAAAGUGCAUUAGUCAUAAAGAUUAUUUUUUAUUUUGUUCAACAAGUUAAUUAUAGCAUUUUCCUCUGUUUAUAGAAGUUCAAAUUACAGUUACUCUAUUUUUAAAUAAAAAUCAAACACUCAUACAUAUACACAAAGAACUCUACAUUCCACUCAGAAAAAAAGAGCAUUAUUUAUGAAUAUCAUUACUCAACCACACACUCUUUCCUCACUAUUGUAAGUAUGAUUCGUAUUGGCAUUCUUUCUUCUCAAAACACUUAUCGUUUCGUUUUUGUUGUUAUUUACAUGUUUACUUCCUUUAUAUUAAUCUCAGCCUUUCUAUUUACAUUACUCUAUACUUUCCAUCUCUUUAUUUCACUUCUAUAAACACCAGAUGUAAUUGUAUAACUUAUUAUUUCUAGUCAUUAAAUAUAUAUGUGUGUAUAUUCAAUGUGCGUGGAUGUGUCACUUCAGUGAGAGACAAAUGGUGCUUUCAUGACUCAACUCUUUCUAUUGGUUACGGCUUAUUAUUAAUAUCAUUGCAACUAAUACAGGUGCUACGAUUAUUACUAUCAGCAAUUAUAUUUUUCAUUACAACUGUUAAUGUAAUUCUUCUUAUUGGUAUAUUAAUAUUGUUGUCAUCCUUACUUAUAUUACUUUUGUGAAACUUUACUAGUAUUUAGAUUCACAGAUAAUGUCACACUAUUUUCAUAUUGUACGCAUUCAAACAUAGUUAUUUUGUAUGUGGAUGUGAAAAAGUAGAAUUUACUGUUCAUAGCCGGUUUUGUUUCCCAUAUUCUUUCUUGAUCUUCUUCUGAGAGAGAUAUUUUUAUUCAAUGUACAUUUUCUUCAAUUGUUUGUUCACCACAUAUAUACGUUUAUUUUAUCAUAGGUAGCAAAACAUUUGAUAUAUAUAAUCGUUAUUACGCAUUGAAAUAAUGAGGAAAAGGUGUACUUAACAGGGAAUGUAGAAGCUUGUUUGUUUUAUGUCAACUUAUAUGAAAAUGAUUGUGAACGAAAGAAUAGAAAUAAACAUUCUCUUAGUGUUUGUCAAGUUUUACAAUUGACUGUACUUUGGCAAAUAGCCAAAUACCAUUUUGAUGAAACUGAUUCUUAAUAAACCUUACUAAAUU
Molecule: messenger RNA, 6158 nt
Organism: Schistosoma rodhaini
Lineage: Eukaryota; Metazoa; Platyhelminthes; Trematoda; Strigeidida; Schistosomatidae
Source: the annotation of a GenBank genome assembly